Suillus fuscotomentosus is the source of this 270-nucleotide messenger RNA. RefSeq lists its product as uncharacterized. NCBI's taxonomy places the organism in Eukaryota, Fungi, Basidiomycota, Agaricomycetes, Boletales, Suillaceae. The transcript has a single exon. The annotation marks the transcript as partial. The record is from RefSeq and is a predicted model, not a curated record.
GUUUACAGGGUUCAUUGGCUUCGCACGAAAGCAUUGCGUGAUCGGUGGUCGGAAGAACUGCUACUGGUUGGCCAUGAAAUGGGUUGGACUGUGCAGUUCUUCCUGCACAAGGCACGCUCAUGGUUAUCACGCAUCACCCACAACGGCGAUCCACUCCCAGAAGGGCACAAAUGUUAUGCAAUUCGGCAGGCCCACAUGUACCACGACUUGGCCGAACAUGCACGUGCAAGUUUUCUAAAGGCAAAUCCAAAGUUCACGAUAAAUGCUUGA